Molecule: messenger RNA, 2859 nt
Organism: Adelges cooleyi (spruce gall adelgid)
Lineage: Eukaryota; Metazoa; Arthropoda; Insecta; Hemiptera; Adelgidae
Exons: 10
Coding region: 463-2454 (663 amino acids)
Cellular component (GO): cytoplasm; ribonucleoprotein complex; nucleus
Molecular function (GO): ATP binding; RNA helicase activity; RNA binding
Source: RefSeq, a predicted model, not a curated record
AGACUAUGGUGAAUCGUCUCGUCUGACUGUCUAUACUAAAGUCAAAAUAUUAUAUUAUAAAUUAUAUUACACAUUUUUUUUUUUUAUUAAUUUCUCCCUUUAUAUAUUAUUAUUGCAUUGCGCUUACCUGUAAAACCGAAGCGGUCUCCCGUCAUUAUACAAUAUAAUAUUAUAAAUUAUGUUACUUUUAUAGAUAACUUUAGUGACGAAUGUAUUUUGUGUAGUAUGAUAUAGUUUACAAUUUAUGUUAUAAUUAUAUCGUUAUCUUCAGUACCUACUUUUAGUCUUAUGACUUAUGUUAUUUAGCCACCAUACCUAUUAGAGGUGUUAUAAUUUACAAAUAUUAUUAGUAUUUGGUACUUUUCAACACCUUUGAGUCUAAAGAAAUAAGUAUUAUCGAAAACUCAAUUUCACAUUUACACCUUCGACAUCUUGUUUUCUGUGUAGAAAUUUAGUAGUCCAAUGAGACGUGCAAGCUAUGGUGGUGGAAAUCGUGGAGCUUCAAGAGGUAGUGGUGGUAGCAGAGGUGGAAGUUACGGCAGCCGUGGAUCUGGUUUCAGCAGUCGUGGUGGUGGAAGCAGUGAUGGAUAUAGAAGAGGUGGACCUGUAGGAGCAAGUGGUAAUAGCUUCAGUAACAAGCAACCUGGCGGAGCCUUACGUAAACCAAGAUGGGAGAGUGAAACUUUACAACCAUUCCAAAAAAAUUUUUAUACACCGCAUCCAUUGGUUUUAAACCGUUCUAAACAAGAAGUGGAAAGCUAUGUCAAAGAAAAAGAAAUUUCAUAUAUUGGUAGUAAUGUACCAGAUCCUAUUAUGAACUUCCAUGAAGUAAUUUUACCAGACUACGUUUUAAAUGAAGUAAAAAAACAAGGAUUUAGUCAACCAACACCAAUCCAAGCUGUGAGUUGGCCUAUUGCAUUGAGUGGUAGAAACAUGGUUGGAAUAGCUCAAACUGGAUCUGGAAAAACUCUUGCUUAUAUACUGCCAGCAAUAUUACAUAUAAAUAAUCAGCCUCGUCUCCUGCGUUAUGAUGGUCCAAUUGCCUUAGUUUUAGCGCCUACACGAGAACUGGCUCAGCAAAUUCAACAGGUCGCUAAUGCAUUUGGAACAUCAACUUUUGUACGAAAUACGUGUGUGUUCGGUGGUGCUCCUAAAGGGCCUCAAGCAGAUGAUUUAGAUCGUGGUGUUGAAAUUGUUAUUGCUACACCAGGCCGACUUAUUGACUUUUUGGAAAGAAAUACUACAAAUUUAAAACGUUGUACUUAUUUAGUAUUAGAUGAAGCAGAUCGUAUGUUAGACAUGGGUUUUGAGCCACAAAUACGUAAAAUCAUUGAACAGAUUAGACCUGACCGUCAAGUUUUAAUGUGGUCUGCUACAUGGCCUCAGGAAGUAAAGAAUUUAGCUGAAGAAUUUUUAGUUGAUUAUGUACAAGUGAAUGUGGGAUCUCUCAACUUAUCUGCCAAUCAUAAUAUAUCGCAAGUAGUUGAUGUCUGUGAUGAUUAUGAAAAAGAACAAAAGUUGUUCGCUUUAUUGACUGAUAUAUUCUCACAACCUGAAAACAAGACUAUAAUUUUUGUUGAAACCAAACGCUCUGUUGAUAAUAUUGUGAAAUCAGUUAACCGCAAUGGGUGGAGAUCUAUAGGAAUACAUGGUAAUAAGUCUCAAAAUGAACGUGACCACACAUUGAAUCAGUUCCGCUCAGGUCAAGCAAACAUUUUGGUUGCCACUGAUGUAGCUGCGCGUGGUUUGGAUGUGGAUGAUGUCAAGUACGUGAUUAAUUAUGAUUAUCCAAAUUCUUCCGAAGACUAUGUUCAUCGUAUUGGCAGAACAGGUCGUUCUAGUCGCACUGGAACAGCUUUUACUUUUGUUACACCCAACAAUGCCCGUCAAGCUAAAGAUCUUAUAUCUGUGCUUCAAGAAGCCAACCAAGUAGUUAAUCCUAAACUUUUUGAACUUGCUGAAAUGGCUGCUGCUGGAGUUUUUGGAAGAAUGGAUCGUUCUAACCGCAAUCGGGGUGGGCCCAACAAUCGAUCACGUGGUGGUCAAGAUCGCGGCAGUAGAGGAGGUUACGGUGGUGGAGGUAACCGUGGAACUUACACUAACAGAGGAGGUAGUCGAAGCGGAUAUACUGGUAGUUCUCAAAUUGCAAGUCGGGGCAGUUACUCAAGUGGAAAUCAAGGAGGUCGCAGUGGAUAUAAUUUGUCGACUACCCCAGUAGCAAACAACAAUAACAAUAAUGGGGCCAUACCAACAGGUCGUGAAAGAGUUAGUAGAUGGGGCGAUAGUAAUGGCAGCCAACAACCAACCCAACCUAGUCAACAUCAACCAACUUACAUGUCCCAACCUGUUUCUGCACAAAUGCCUAAUAUGAACAACCCUCCACCUGGAUAUACUGGUAAUUAUGGAUUCCAAGAUGCUACAUCAAACAACAACUAUGGAGGAGGAUUUAAUUAAUGAUGACCAUUUAUUAUUUUUAAACUGUUAAUUAUUAUUCUUUUUUGUUUUUUUUAAUAAUUAAUUUUAAUUAAUGAAAACACUUAAAUAGACAAAUAUUUAUCUAUUGAAAUAUUAAAUUAUCAAUAGCACAACUACUCGUGUAGUAUUAAUUUUUAGUAAAUUAUUUAUUUGAUGAAAAAAAAAAUGUAUUAUAAUAUAUUUGGAAUUGUCAUUAAUUGUUGUUUAUUUAAAAGUGAAACUAGUUUUUAGCUCGGAUGUGUAGUUUAAAACAUAAAAAGGUAUGAUUUUUCUGUAUUUACAAUAACAUUUCAUUAGGUACUAUUAUAAUAUUAAUAUCUUCAUCAAUUAGUCCAUUGAUCAGAAUUAAUUUUUAAUUAUUGAUUAAAGAAUUUGUACUAACUC